This is a messenger RNA of Penicillium crustosum, 1509 nucleotides long. RefSeq names its product cytochrome P450. Lineage: Eukaryota; Fungi; Ascomycota; Eurotiomycetes; Eurotiales; Aspergillaceae. Gene Ontology annotation, molecular function: iron ion binding; heme binding; monooxygenase activity. The coding region runs from base 1 to 1509 and encodes 502 amino acids. The transcript has 6 exons. The record is from RefSeq and is a predicted model, not a curated record.
AUGUCCUACUUCAGCCUCAUUUCCACCAUUGCAUUGUCGUCAGUACUUUUUAUCAUCUAUCGCAUUAUAUGCACUUAUUUCUCCUUGGCUACACUACCUGGUCCGUUUUGGUCGAGAAUAACGAAUCUACCACGCGUGGCAUGGGUCAAGUCCGGCCACGCCCAUGUAUUUCAUCAACGUUUGCACGAUGUUCACGGUCGCGUGGUCAGGCUUGGGCCCAACACUGUAUCAGUGUCAGAUCCAGAUGCUAUACCCACUAUUUAUCCUACCCGUGAAGGGUUUCCCAAGAGUGACUUUUACCGCGUCCAGAGGCCCUAUACCCGGAAGGAUGGUGAAGUAGCGGCAAUAUUUAAUACGCAGGAUGAAGACUUACACAGAAGGCUGAGGAAGCCAGUAGCAUACCUCUACUCUAUGACAAACGUUGUAACCUUGGAGCCCUUCGUGGAUCAAGCGCUCUGUGUUAUGUUUGACCAGUUGGAUCGAAGAUAUGCUACCUCGGAAGGUGUCUGUGACCUUGGAAACUGGCUGCAGUAUUUUGCCUAUGAUGUAAUGGGUACCCUGACAUUCUCGAAGCGAUAUAGCUUUUUGGAAGAGGGCAGAGACGUCAAUGGAAUCCUGAUGGCGGUUGAGAAAUUCAUGAACCUUUCUUCAGUGAUGGGUCAAGUGCCGUGGUUGGACCGGCUGCUAUAUAAGAACCCUGUUUCUGCAUUCUUCCAAAACACAGCGGGAUCUAAAAUACUUACCAUGGUGAAUCAAUAUAUCAAGGAGAAGCAGGAACAAAAACCAACGAUCAGAAAUGAGAGCUGUAAGCUUGAUAUGCUGUCACACUUUCUGCACAUCCAAGAAACCAACCCUAACAUCCCCUCGAACGCGUCCAAAGCAUGGACCUUUGCAAAUGUGAAAGCCGGCUCGGAUUCUACAGCAAGUGUCAUGCAGACCAUGCUUUAUCAGCUAUUGAGACACCCCGACUCCAUGAAUCGAUUGCUGAAAGAAUUAUACCAAACCACUGUUGAGAAUAGCACUUCUGAUGACAUGCCUCUUCCAGCAUGGAAGAGUAUACGUAAUCUUGAUUAUCUCGACGCCUGCUUCAUGGAAGCUCUUCGUCUGCACCCCCCUUUUUGCUUGCCACUCGAAAGAGUUGUCCAGCGCGGUGGGAUUAUGAUAUCGGGCCACUAUCUUCCCCAAGGGACGGUGGUUGGCAUCAAUCCCUAUGUUUCCAAUCGAAACCCCUCUUUAUUUGGCAAGGAUGUUUCCGAAUGGCGUCCAGAGCGGUGGAUUGAGCUAGAUCCCGCACAAAGACAAAGAAUGGAGCGUGGUGUUCUGAGUUUCGGAGCGGGUCGUCGAUCGUGUUUGGGAAAAAACAUUGCAAUUCUUGAAGCCAAGAAAACCAUCGCAGCUUUGUUUCUUCGCUAUGAGAUGAGGCUUGUUGAUCCAAAACAACACCGAACCGAGAAUGCGUGGUUUUUUAGACAAUGGGGGAUUAUUGUCACAAUCAAGAAGCGGAAAUAG